Molecule: messenger RNA, 634 nt
Organism: Marasmius oreades (fairy-ring Marasmius)
Lineage: Eukaryota; Fungi; Basidiomycota; Agaricomycetes; Agaricales; Marasmiaceae
Exons: 4
Coding region: 55-453 (132 amino acids)
Biological process (GO): microtubule-based movement
Cellular component (GO): cytoplasmic dynein complex; cytoplasm
Molecular function (GO): dynein intermediate chain binding
Source: RefSeq, a predicted model, not a curated record
CUGCAUUGCGAAACCUUUACACUCAACUACAACCUUCUGCUAGGCGCUUUCGAUAUGUCUUUAUCCGCGCAGUCCGCGCCAUCUCAUACUUUUACCUCCCAAUCCAAUGCAUCAACAAGCCAUUCCGUUGGAAUGUCGCCAGAACUCGAGCAAACUUUGUCACUGUUAUCAUCACAUCGGUCUGUCCUGGGAUAUAUGCUACUGUCGAGAGGUCACCCCGUCAGCAUAAUACGGCAUUCUGGUGUGGUUUUUGAGGGGGAGAAAGGCAAAAAAUAUGCUGGGGUCAUCGGGAAAAUAGUUGAAACCGUUCAAAGCGGUUUAGACGAGAUCAGUGGUAAUGAAAAUGACAGUGACGACGUCAAGUUCAUGCGCAUUCGAACGAAGCGUCAUGAAAUCAUGAUAUCUCCAGAUGGGCGAUAUCUGCUAGCGGUUCUCCAUGAUCCGUCGACGUGAAUCUCCUUCCAGUCGAGCAUAUCUUCGCCUCUUAUAUCUACUACUAGUCCUUUUGGAUGUUUGAUGUACCUUUAUCCCCGUCGCAUUUGGAUACCUUACUUCUGAUGUAUUUCGACCUGUAUCUCUAGUGGGCUAUGUCAUGGUUCGAAGCCUUGGCUCAACUUCACGCUGCCACCAAAAC